AUGGCGAAUGCCGAUAGCCAGAAGCCCCUCCAUGUUUACCACGCUGUCUUUCCACUCGCCAUAACAUCAACCACCGCCUCCGCUGGGCCCGGGUUUACUGAUAAGUCCGGACCAGUUUCUCCCGAUGGAGGAGGGAACGGCAACGGCAGCAGCAGUACUACGGUCCAGAUCGGACUGCCGCCAGCAAUAGUGGCCGGGAUCGUCAUCGGGGUUGUGGCCGGGACAGCCACCUCGACACCCGGGCUACCAGAGGACGGUAGCGGCGGCGUCAGCUACGACCCCUUUGCGCCGGGCCAAACCACCCCGGGGCUCUACGGCGGCGGCGACCCCAAAAUGCUCACAGCGGCGCCGGCGGUGGACCCCAUCGUUAGCAGGUGGCACUCGCCCGCGACAGUCGGGGCAUACGCGGCAACGGCCCGGUCUGCGAGCCCCUACGAUCUCGGCGACCCAAACACCCAGGGCGUGGAGCUCGUCGAGCAGAUGGGGCAGAUGGAGGCGGUGGUGGUGGACGACGGCGGUACCGCAACGACAUGGCCGCAGACGCAACCGCAACCGGAAGAGUACUACACGCCGCACAAGCCGAAUAUCCCGCCCGGCAAUGUCGAACUGGCCGAGCUCGAGUCGCACCCCGUGACUAGGGUUAGGGUGCCCGUCGAGAUCGACUCCAACCCUUCGGUCAUGUCCUACGAGCCCACGCCAGUCACGGCCGCGCCCUUCUCUGCCGCCACAACCUCGGUUUCCCCCCUGAGGAUUCCCGAACCAGCCGUGACAAUUAUUCCUCCACCUUCAGAUGGGGACAAUCGCCGCCACUUCUAG
Messenger RNA from Gaeumannomyces tritici R3-111a-1, 816 nucleotides. RefSeq lists its product as hypothetical. Lineage: Eukaryota; Fungi; Ascomycota; Sordariomycetes; Magnaporthales; Magnaporthaceae. The record is from RefSeq and is a predicted model, not a curated record. Bases 1 to 816 code for a protein of 271 amino acids. The transcript has 2 exons.